Molecule: messenger RNA, 667 nt
Organism: Schistocerca gregaria
Lineage: Eukaryota; Metazoa; Arthropoda; Insecta; Orthoptera; Acrididae
Product: cuticle protein 67-like
Exons: 2
Coding region: 120-587 (155 amino acids)
Source: RefSeq, a predicted model, not a curated record
CGUUGUCCGGCCACCGGCGCAGCGCCUAUAAAACGGCGGCCGGCCGCCUUCCAGGCACACACAGCCCACCAGCUCUCCAUCACACCAGACCAGCAACGCAGCGCUCCGCCGACGCCACCAUGUACAAAUUCUUGGUUCUCGCCACCGUCCUGGCCGUCGCCAACGCCGGCUACCUGGGAGGCUACGCCGCCCCCGCCGUGGCCUACGGCGCCCCCGCCUACGCCGCCUACGGCGCCCACGCCGUCGCCCCCGCGGCCAUCACCUCCCAGCACUCCAACAUCCUGAGGAGCUACGGCAACCUGGGACAGGUGUCCACCUACUCCAAGACCAUCGACACCCCCUACUCCAGCGUCACCAAGUCUGACGUGCGCGUCAGCAACGACGCCCUGGCCGCCCCCGCCUACGGCUACGCCCGUGCCGCCUACGCCGCCCCCGCCUACGGCUACGCCCGCGCCGCCUACGCGCCCGCCGCCGCCUACGCCGCCCCCGCCGUCGCCGCCCACGGUCUGCUGGGAGUGGCCUACUCCGCCGCCCCCGCCGUCGCCCACCUGUCCUACAGCGCCCCUGCCCUGUCUUACGCCUGGUAGACAGCCCAUCAUCAUAGCACCAUCUCAUCUCUGACUGUAUUUAUUUUGCGCUGCAUGUAAAUAAACCAUUUUAAAAGUAA